This is a messenger RNA of Lichtheimia ornata, 948 nucleotides long. RefSeq lists its product as uncharacterized. Gene Ontology annotation, biological process: transmembrane transport; succinate transport; fumarate transport. The transcript is spliced from 5 exons. The record is from RefSeq and is a predicted model, not a curated record. The coding region runs from base 1 to 948 and encodes 315 amino acids. NCBI's taxonomy places the organism in Eukaryota, Fungi, Mucoromycota, Mucoromycetes, Mucorales, Lichtheimiaceae.
AUGAACAAAAACAACAGCAACGCACAAAAGACUCCACUUUUGACUCAUCUUGUCGCUGGCGGUACCGCUGGAUUCAUGGAGGCAUGCACUUGCCAUCCUUUAGAUACCAUCAAAGUCAGAAUGCAGCUCUCCAGAAAAGCCCAACGUAGUGCUACAGGACGUAACCUAAGCUUCCUUGGAGUGGGUGCACGUAUCGUCAAGAAUGAGUCAUUUUGGGCAUUGUAUAAAGGUUUGGGUGCUGUCACUGCUGGCAUAGUACCAAAGAUGGCCAUCCGAUUCAGCUCGUUUGAAAUGUAUAAGGGUGCUCUUGCUGAUGAAAAUGGGAUUACCAGUCGUACUGGUAUCUUCUUUGCUGGUCUCGCCGCCGGAACGACAGAAGCUGUAUGUGUAGUUUCUCCUGCAGAUUUGGUUAAGAUUCGAUUACAAGCGCAAAGGAACAGUUUGGCCGAUCCAAUGGACACACCCAAGUAUCGCUCGUUCUCGCAUGCUUUUGUUACCAUCAUAAAGGAAGAAGGCAUAGGAGCUUUAUACAAGGGCGUGGGAUUAACGGCUUUACGACAAGCGACCAACCAAGCUGCGAAUUUCACUGCCUACCAGGAACUCAAGAAGCAAGCUCGCAACUUUCAAAAGGUGGAUGAGCUUCCUUCAUAUCAAACGCUGGUGAUUGGUGGUAUCUCUGGUGCCAUGGGCCCUCUUUCAAAUGCACCCAUUGAUACAAUCAAGACACGUAUUCAAAAAUCUGUAUCAUUAACCGGCUCUGGAUGGGAACGUUUCAAGCAAGUAACUACAGAGAUUUAUACCAAGGAAGGGUUCAGGGCAUUCUACAAGGGCUUGACGCCACGUGUAUUACGUGUAGCUCCUGGUCAAGCUGUUACUUUUGUUGUAUAUGAAAAAGUCAAAUCAUGGAUUGACCUCUUUACCGACAAGGUGCAGCCACUAACAGGGUGA